Molecule: messenger RNA, 315 nt
Organism: Cadophora gregata
Lineage: Eukaryota; Fungi; Ascomycota; Leotiomycetes; Helotiales; Ploettnerulaceae
Exons: 2
Coding region: 1-315 (104 amino acids)
Source: RefSeq, a predicted model, not a curated record
AUGGCACAAAUCACGAAGAUUACUCCAGAUAUCUCUCGAGUCAAGAGCCUCCUGGCUCAGAUUCCACCACUCGCCAUCCCUAAACAUGGGCCAGUCGAUCUCCAGCAGUUCACCCUCUUCGGCAACCUACCCAAUGAAAUCCGAGAGCAGAUCUGGACACUCGCAGCUUUUGAACCCCGCUUCAUCAAACUCAUCGAACUCGACCGCAGCUCUCCAUCCUUCAACCAAACCUGGGACUCACGCGUACCAGGACAACCCAAGCACCCGGGCAUCAUCGGCGCCUGCCGCGAAUCCAACGCCAUAGCAUCCAAAUAG